GCUCUUCUCUUGUUUAAGAAUGAAACCAGAAUCGAAAAGAAAGAGUGACGAAGCCCACACUUAUAGCCAUGAAAAACCUUCAUGCUUUGAUAGUUUUGCUGAAAUGUCAAACGCUCUGUUAAAUUCUGAUAUCACCAUAAGAAACCAAAGUUCUCCCAAUAUUCUUGGUUCUGCAACUAAUCAAGAUCCUAAUUCAAUUCAAUCUCUCUCAAAAGAUUGCUACGACUUUAAUAAUUUAUGGAAGACAUUGAAUUACAUAGAGAAGAAGAAUGCAAAACGCAUAAUCGUCGUUAAGAGGGUUGAUAAGAAAAAAGAAAAGAAAAUGAAGAGGAAGAAGGAGAAGGAGAAAUUUCAAAUAAUAAAAUUCUUGACAAUGAACCCAAAGAAGCCGUUUGAAAGCAUUGUAAGAGUAAAAGGUGGAAACAGAAAGGAGCAAAAUUCAGAGAAAAACUCAGAUAAUCAAUUUGGCUUGGAAGAGUUUAUUGAUGCUGUAAAUCAUGGAGGCUUUCAUCUUAGAACAAGGAUUCAUCUUAAGAAUAAGAAUACCCAACAGAAGGAACAAAACACAAAUAAAUUUGGUUAGUUUCUAUCAUCUUAGAAGAAGAGAUUUUUCUUCUAAUUUAAACAGUGACUGUAUGUCCGUCAAGAUUUAUAUUUCUCUUACUUUUAGUGUAGAUAAGAACUUCUA
Arachis stenosperma is the source of this 688-nucleotide messenger RNA. RefSeq lists its product as uncharacterized. Bases 20 to 583 code for a protein of 187 amino acids. The record is from RefSeq and is a predicted model, not a curated record. The transcript has 3 exons. NCBI's taxonomy places the organism in Eukaryota, Viridiplantae, Streptophyta, Magnoliopsida, Fabales, Fabaceae.